AUGUCGAAAGUGAACAAGAGCUACCACGGCCACGAGGAUCCGAUCAUUGAUUAUUGCACUGGACUCACGAUCAAACUCCACCCACUUCAACAAGAACUCCAAGAUGCCACUCUUGCUCAUCACAAGAUGUACGUGAUGUUGGGAGCCCCUGAAGUCUUGACAAUCGGUCAAAACUUCCUCAAGCUCAUCCAAGGAAAGAACUGCUUGGAUAUCGGAACCUUCACCGGUGCCUCGGCUCUCGCCUGGGCUCUUGCCAUUCCCGAUGAUGGAAAGGUCGUGACAAUGGAUGUCGAUCACUCAGCUCUUGACGAGAUCGGUCGACCGGUCAUCGACAAAUGCUCAAAAACCGCGCACAAAAUCGACUUCAGAUUGGGAUCAGCUAUUGAUACUUUGGACAAAUUGAUCGCUGAGGGAAAAUCCGGGCAAUUCGACUUUGCUUUCAUUGAUGCCGACAAGGAGAACUACACAAAUUACUAUGACAAAUGCAUGCAAUUGCUUCGACCCGGUGGUGUGAUUCUUGUCGAUAAUGCCCUCUGGAGCGGACGUGUCACCCAUGAGAACAAAAGCCCUGACUCAGCUGCUAUCGAUGCUUGCAACAGACAUAUCAGUGCUGAUAAACACUCGCACUCUUUCCUCGUCAACACCGGUGAUGGCUUGCAUGUGGCGUUCAAGGCU
Molecule: messenger RNA, 675 nt
Organism: Mesorhabditis belari
Lineage: Eukaryota; Metazoa; Nematoda; Chromadorea; Rhabditida; Rhabditidae
Source: the annotation of a GenBank genome assembly